AUGCUCUGUCUCAAAUCGGAAGCUCUCCGCGACGAUCAAACCUUAGCUUCCUCUUCCUCUUCUCCCAGCACCACCGAUCGUAGCUCCGGCGGAAAUCCCACUUUCCGUCUUCCCAUCAAUUGGGGAAGCUCGAUCCGGAGGUACUUGAAGAAAAAUGGUACAUUUUCGAGAAGAUCUUACUCCUCAGGAGAUGGGUCUUUGUAUUUCCCUGAUCUCGAUCAGGAAAGCAAGAUGCUUGAUCAAAGUAGUAGUAGAUUUGAAGGCAAGAGCAAACUAUGGUACAAAUGUGAGCUUGAACAAGAAGUUAAGAGACUGCAGCAGCAGCUACAAGAGGAGGUCAAUUUGCGGUUAGCUCUAACAAGCGCGGUUGAGCACUCUAGCUCGCCGUUCAUGGAGUCACCUUGUGAACUUCCUGAUAAGGCACAAGAGCUUUUGGACAGCUUAGCUGUAUUGGAAAUCACGGUGUCGAAGCUUGAGCAAGAAUCGGUUUCCUUGAGGUAUUUACUUAGGCAAGAGAAGAACGAGCGGCGUCUCUCUGAGAUUUUACAGAAGAAGUCUCAUUACUCUGCACCUUCGAAGUUGACUAAUGCACAAAGUUUCCCAAACAAGUUGGUGACAAGGAAAAGAGAGAAGAAACAAGUGGUUUCUGUGGAUAGUGAAGCUUUACAAGUAGAAUGA
Microthlaspi erraticum is the source of this 678-nucleotide messenger RNA. The record is from the annotation of a GenBank genome assembly. Lineage: Eukaryota; Viridiplantae; Streptophyta; Magnoliopsida; Brassicales; Brassicaceae.